GUGACCUUAAUCAUCAAAAUUGCCCGAUAUGAGCAGGCGUAUGAAACGACUCUGUUGACAAAAUCUAUUCGUUCGCAAAUAGUGUAAAACGUGAAAAAGUUUAUCAGCCACUCCCUAGGGGACGUGACAAGUCCCCACCCCCACCCCACCCUUGGGAAGUGCGGUUUAUUGGCUUUGCUCGGGUGUGGUCGAGUCGCGUUUAGCUACCAGAAACAUGGCGUCGAGUGAAGAAGGUUCAACGCAUACACGGACAAUACAGAAGCGAGCGAAGAAAACGCAAGAUCAGGCCUGUCAGUUCGAUGCAUCUCUGUUAGAAGAAGAAAGGGGGACCUGUGAGGCUUGCAACCAAAUUUCAGGCUCUGCCAAUUGUCUUUCUCAACCUCAUGUUAUCCAGCUUGACCCAGAGGGACACAUAGAAAGAACUACAGUUAUUCGAGUUGUUACUACAGAUGAUGAUGAAUAUAAGGUUACAGAAGCUUCUCCAGGAAGAUAUGGAGGAAGAUGUAAUGGCACAGAUAACACGCCAACAGUCAUUGUGUCUCCCGGGGAUCAUCUAAAAGAAUAUCUGAUAGAAGAUGAUAAUUAUGAAGACAGAACACACUCUCCUCCUGCAGUUCUUUUUGAUGAGACUGAACCAAACAUAAGCAAUGUGAAGGAGACUCGCAAAGCUGAUAAAACAGAUCAUAUGAAAAGAAGGAGAAUCCACAAAUGCGAUUAUGAAGGUUGCUCCAAAGUUUACACUAAAAGCUCGCAUCUCAAGGCUCACAGGCGAACCCACACUGGAGAGAAACCCUACAAAUGUUCCUGGGAAGGCUGCGCAUGGCGCUUUGCUCGCUCAGAUGAACUUACAAGACACUACAGAAAACAUACUGGUGCAAAGCCAUUCAAAUGUUCACACUGUGACAGGUGCUUUUCAAGAUCAGAUCACUUGUCACUUCACAUGAAGCGCCACUGAAUUAGUGUGCAAAAAGAGUCUGUGGGGUAUGACAUUUAAGGAGCAAACACUAUUGGAAAGCCAGCCUAUUUUGUAGAAGAUAGCUUGUUCUUCCUGGAGUCAUUUGGAAGAAGGAUGCAGUUGAUACCUCCAAUAUUUAGUUGAACUUUUGUCAUUGUGUACAGCUGGCAACUCAUGUCAAAUUUGUAAAUAGAGAAUUUUUCCUCAGUGAUACUAAGUGCUUCCUCCAGAUAUGGAACCCUGUGACACUAAUAGGAUGGUGACAAAGCUCAAGCAAUGAUGGAUUCUGCUUUUAGUUGCGUAAACCUGCAAGUCAUCCUUGUAUGGCUGUGUUAUUCUCACCAUAAAUUGGCAAUAAUGCUGGCAAAUUCAGGGUCAUCCUACAACAAACUUAUUUGGUGGCAUAUUGUGUGACUUUGGUCUGCUUUGUCAAACCAUUGAAGAAUUUGGUCAGUUCCCUACACCCAUCAAGAAAGCAAGCUGAAUGUCAUCUUUAGCUAGAUGGAUUGAUGGAGAGCUCAUUGUUACUGCACUUCAAUAUGCUUUCACAAAGAUCUUCAAAAGUCAUAUGCAUUUCUCCACUGUUUGUCUCAGAGCUAAAAGGGGCAUUCUUUCCUGCAAAGAAAUCUUUGGAAUCUAUGUUGUUUACAUAGGUAAUUACAAUCACUUUGUUUUUUUAUGAUCAAUCCUAGAUACUAAAAUAACCUUAAGUAUUACUACCAAUUAAUUCUAUUUAGUGGAAACAAUACCACCAUGGAAAAAUUAUGUAGAAAACAUCUUGUCACAAUGAAAACUUGAAGAUAACAUAGUCCACAUGAAGUUGGCAAAAUGUACAUAGUAAUUAUUAUGAAAUCUUAAAUUAUAAGUUUAGUUAUCUCUGUAACUAUUUUUUGUGUUAGGUUUAAGUCCACGUUGAAUUGAUAUUUUUCAACCAAUUUUAGAUUUAAACUUUUCUUUACAAAAAGUUUUUUCUUCAAGAUUUUUUUGAGGUACUCUCACAAAGAUCAGUGGACAGUGCUGUCUCAGUUAUAGAAUAAUUUAAAGAAUGUGUGUUUUUAUAUUACUCAUUCAUACACCAUCCGGUUAGAGGUAGUACUGUGUGGCAUGAAAGUUUUGAGGGUUUUAAUUUCAAUGAUUUUGCAAAUAGUCUUCUCUUUCCAAAAGAAAAAUUUCUCCAAAAGAAAAUCUUGUAGAAUAGAACCACACAAACCUUUUCAGCGUUCAGUCAAUUUAAGACUCUUUAAAAAAACUCCACACAAAUCAAUCAUCAUCAAUAUCCAUUCAUAGUAUGGGGCCAGGUCCAAUCACAAUACCCAUCUUAAAAACCAUUUGAAGCAAUUUCUUUUUGGCAAAUAUUACAUUCCUUCCUUGCUAUUGUAUUGGAGUUUGAGGUUAAAAUCACAAAGUUAGUUUCCUGCAGAAAUGAUAGUCAUUUCAAAUAAAAGGGAUGUAAUUUUGUUCCUUUUCCCACUAUCUCCUAUAUGCAAAAUACAUUCCAGCAAAGUUUUCACACGACAAGGGAGUUGACUGGAAAGGUUCGCAUGUUUCUUUUGAGGGAGGUGAUGAACAGGAAUAAUCAUACAUACAUACAUGUACACAAUUUAGCAGUGAUCUGUAAAGAAGGUUGAAACCUGGAAAAACUUCUGGACUUGCCAUCUUUCAUCAGUUGUUAGUUUGAGAAGUAACUUUGCAUUAGUUUGCUUAAGGUAAAGACAGGAGCGGUUACUGUUACUGUUAACUUCUUCCUUUCUGUGUGUGGCUGGCAAUGGUAGCUUAGAGUGUACUAAUGAUUCAGUGGUUAAGUAAUUUAGUCAGUGCAGGUUAAGGAAGAAGUUCUGCUCUGAAAGAAAUGAGAUCUCCUUCAUUCCUUGCAUUUUGAGGUUGAAGCACAUUUUUAUCUAAACUGCAAUAACUUCACUGUGGCUGGAUUAUUAUGUGCAAACAGGCUGAAGGGCUUCCACAAGAAAAGGUGUAAACCCUUCACUUAUCAACGUGAUUGUACUUCAAAAGUACUUGAAAAUAGGAAAGUGAAUGCAACAAUGUCAAGUCAUUCUGAGCUCAAAUGGAAUGCAUAACUUUCAAUAUGGCUAUAUGAUUAACAAAGAAUUCUCGGUGGUGUGUUCA
Messenger RNA from Pocillopora damicornis (cauliflower coral), 3079 nucleotides. RefSeq lists its product as uncharacterized. Gene Ontology annotation, biological process: regulation of transcription by RNA polymerase II. NCBI's taxonomy places the organism in Eukaryota, Metazoa, Cnidaria, Anthozoa, Scleractinia, Pocilloporidae. Gene Ontology annotation, molecular function: DNA-binding transcription factor activity, RNA polymerase II-specific; RNA polymerase II cis-regulatory region sequence-specific DNA binding. The record is from RefSeq and is a predicted model, not a curated record.